GAAGAGUACUGCCCUAAGACAACCCCAUGCAGAAUCAAGGCGGCAAGGAACAAGCUUCGGAGCAAAGCCGCGUCGAAACAUCAGCGCAGGUUGUGGUUAGUGGCCCCGCGGAUGCGGGGCAAGCCGCGUCACCCGACUACGAGAAGGCGAACAAGAAACGCACCAAGAAGCGCGCCAAGUCCCUCGACGCAAACCGCAGAGACAGCAAGACUCCUGAGGGCGGUGCUGAGUCGCCGUCGGCCAGGAGCAAGAAACCAAAGCGACAGCCGAAGGCCAAGAACGGCGGCGGAACCUCAGUGCCACCACCGUUGUCUCCCAUCGACAGCCCGUUGGAGCUUUCCCAACCGCCUGUGCCUUCCGCUGGAAAGUUGGCUACUACCCCGGAUGCGCUUCCGGCUGCGCCCCCUCCUGGUGCUCCUGAAGCACCUAAACCUGCAGACCUCGCCACGUACCCACCGGCACGAGAUGUCUCGGCACUUGGGUUCGACAACACCCUUGCCACGACCGAACUGAGGGGACCGAAGAGGGUCAUCCUUCCGAUCAUUGGGAGCGCGGUGAUCAUCUGUCUCAUGCUGGUCAUCGUCAUCGGUAUGCUCGUGUCGAACCGCAGGCGUGCCAGGUUUACUGACACGAACGCCACCAGCCCAACCACAGUUAUCAGCGAUGACGUGGAGGUGACGGCUACAUCGGCAACAACGACCAGUGUCACAAUGCCUAGUGCUAUAACGGUCGGCACGACAGGCACUGAGAACACCACAAUCAGCCACAGUCACGGAGUGGUGGUAGAACAGACUGAAUCGGUCAGCUGGGACACGGCGACAAUUUUGGUAGUUCCAUAGAGCGUCCGCUUUGUGUAUCCCGGCCUCAUUCCUUCGCAGGCUGAGGGUACGUUCUGCACAAGAGUGAAUACGACCCGAAUAUUUCGUAAGAAUUAAUUUUCAACAUGUUU
This is a messenger RNA of Dermacentor albipictus, 949 nucleotides long. RefSeq lists its product as uncharacterized. The record is from RefSeq and is a predicted model, not a curated record. NCBI's taxonomy places the organism in Eukaryota, Metazoa, Arthropoda, Arachnida, Ixodida, Ixodidae.